Messenger RNA from Pecten maximus, 3717 nucleotides. RefSeq lists its product as uncharacterized. Gene Ontology annotation, molecular function: transmembrane receptor protein tyrosine kinase activity; ATP binding. The transcript is spliced from 22 exons. Gene Ontology annotation, biological process: cell surface receptor protein tyrosine kinase signaling pathway; protein phosphorylation; multicellular organism development. NCBI's taxonomy places the organism in Eukaryota, Metazoa, Mollusca, Bivalvia, Pectinida, Pectinidae. Gene Ontology annotation, cellular component: signaling receptor complex. The record is from RefSeq and is a predicted model, not a curated record. The coding region runs from base 15 to 3452 and encodes 1145 amino acids.
GUGGAUGACAACUGAUGUUCGCGAUGAGGACAAGUGCAAUAAGCACAGUUUUUGUUUGUCUGCUUGGACUCGCAGCGGAGAUAACAGCUGUGAUCACAGCACCAGGAAACAACGUAUGUACCAGGCGGAAGCGAGACUAUUACACCAAAAGGGAGUGUGUGUAUGCCACGUGGCAAGGAUGUUGUGUAUAUAGGACAGUACAGGUGUGUCGCUACGUCACCGAAUACUUUUGCUGUACUGGUUACGCAGAUGUUGGCAACACAUGCACACCUGUUUGUAGCGAAGCCUGUCAAAACGGUGGUACGUGCAUAGCACCAAACACGUGCGACUGCCCUAGUGGCCGAAGCGGGGCUACCUGCGGAGAUGUGGUGUGUUCCCAUCUACGUCCCUGCUACCCUGGUAUAUGUACCGCUCCCAACACCUGCACGUGUGCUGCUGGAUACACGGAUUCUGCCAAAAACUGCACAGAGAUCACUAUAGCUCCGGCAUUCACAAUUGCCCGUGCCGAACUUGCCUUCUUCAAUGAAAUGAAACAGAUGGAUGUUUACAAUGUGACGACCGAUUCCACUGACCCUAACUCGGACAUCCCCGACGUACUAUGGACAGCCCUUCUCAAAUUUAACAUGUGGACUGUGGAUAUGCAAGCCGUUUUCGAGCCCGGCUUCCUGCCUUUGGCGCCAUCCUACAUUCCAGAAGUUCAACUUGGCAUUGUAACCGCUACUAUAAAUUAUGAACUGCGAGCAUCCGACGAUCGUGUGAAGACAACUGGUACUCAGCCGUGCGAUCCGUCCCCUACCACUUUGACACCUCAACAGGACAUCCUUGUCUGCGUCUUUAAUUUCAACACGUUCGACUUUAGGAUUGACCAUGCAGACAUAUUCGUUAUCACAUUUUCAGUUCAAAGUGGUGGAUUUGAAAAACUGAAUGUACUUGGCACAACCUCAGGAUAUGGAACGCUUACCUUUAGUGGUGCUCAAAAACAGAAGAGUGUAGAGUUCAGAUUUGAUUACGUCCAACCAAACCAUUGCUUUAUUACCAACUCUAAUCUAACAUGCACGCCCACUUCGACGCCAUUUGAGGUCACUAAUCCUAUCACAAAGGAUAGCAUCACAUUCCUGUGGUCGGGUUGGGAUGACAGUCUGUCCGGGAUGAGCCGUUACGCAUUAGAGGUAUUCAAACUGACACGACAGGGAGACAUACUGUUGGAGGCAGACCCUUUGGCCCCUGAGAUGAUAACUGCAUUCAACGACACCAGUAUAAAUGACUACAGUUUCAACUACCAACCCUCCGGACCAGGAAUGUUUUCCUGUAUUUUAGAAGCAGCUGACGCGGCCAACAACUCGCAAUAUAUCCGACGGUUUUUUCUGUAUGAUCCUGAAUCUACUAUAACCACAAAUCCUGGAGGCCUUAAGGUGGCCAGUGCCACUCCAGAAUCUUCAUACAGCUGGCAGGGCAAUCUAGAUGACAGUGCCACAGGCAUCAGUGUGAACUGGGCUGGACAUUUCAUCAAUCAACUGCAUUCUGAUGGAGGGUUUCUCAAUGCAAUUCAGGACUACCCACCCCAACUACAGGAUCUGAACGUGGAUACGACCUUCAAAAAGGUCAUCGACACUUCCAUACCCAAUACUAGUAAUCGGACGAGUGCUGCCAUACCUAAUAUUGAUGGCAUUGUAAAAUUUGAAACUAUUUACGAACGUAAGCUUGUUGGAAUAACACCAGACACUCCCUUGACCGGCUGGACAACCAUUGAUCCGCUGGCUGUGUACUAUAACUUUUCGGAAAACGUCAUUGGAGGAGACUGCUUGAUGAUUUGGGUUCGAGCAUAUGACAUCAUGAACAACAACGCCACCGAUAGCACAGUUGUUUGCUUCGAUUCAUCCAAUCCAAUAAUAAGAAGUUCGAGCUUUGAACGGAACACGCCUUCGGUUGACUUUGAUGCAUCAAGCCGGAUCCUGAUGACAACAUCAGAUACACAGAGCGCAAUAGCCUCCAUUAGGAUGGCCUUUUACGAUAACACUACCGGGGACCUUCUGUAUGACGCAGGCACGGCAGCCGUAGGCAACGUGACAAAUAGAACACAAGCCGAGUGUGAACAGACCGGAGAGUGCUAUUGUAUCACAACCGGCGCAUGCUACUCCUUCAGCUAUGCUAUGUACUUCGAUAACUGUUGGCUGUACAAGAAAGACUUGGACCUGAACACACUUGUAGUCAAAGCAUCAAUGACAACAUACAAUCUAGCAUCACUGGUCACAACAGUCGACAUAAUGAUAACAUCGAUUAACACAUUGGACGGGAUAACCACGUGUCCAGGGGAGACAACUGUGAUCACUGUAGCGAGCUUAUCAGCUGGAGGAAUUGCUGCUAUAUCUCUUGUAAUAAUACUGAUUUUGGCGUUCAUAAUAUUCGUGCUGGUUCUUCACAAGACUGGUCGUCUGAAAAAAGUAAAGGAAAGAAGUAUAGAGCGCAUCAGAUCGAUCAGGGGAGGGGCAAACACUGGCAUGGUCGGCUACAAGCAGUGGCAGACUGGUGGAUUUGCGGAGGAGGACAUCUACCUGUACGGUACCCAGACUUAUGAACAGGCACCCAGCUGGCAGUUGCGUUCGGAUGACUUAGUUCUUGGAAAAAUCAUCGUUGUCGGCAAAUUUGCAAGGAUCUUCGAUGCCAUAUUAAACGCUGGAGGAAAAGAAAGAACGGUCGUUGCUAAAACACUGAAAGAGGACUUUACAGAAGAUGACGCGCUGCUGAUGAACGCGAAAAUAGGCUUUUUUGGAACCAAAGUUGGCGUUCACUCAUGCAUCCUAGAAUUUAUUGGCGCGGUAACAGAGGAUCCGAAAAGGGGUCCUGUGAUGGUAUUGGAGUACUGCGACAACGGCCCGAUGAAUAAGUGGCUUCAAAGGAAUAAGGCAUCCGUAAAUGAGUCUGUGGUUGAAAACCUCUACCGAUUCUCGUACGAUAUCAUCCGUGGUAUGGAGUAUCUUGCUUCCAAAGACAUCAUUCACAUGCGUCUGGCAGCUAGAAACGUCCUUUUGACUGAUCGAUUGGAGGCUAAGGUUAGCGGGUUUGGACCCAGACAAGGGGGUGAUGAAGAGGAAGGGGAAAAAAAGGAGCGUAUACCUGUGAAGUGGAUUGCCCCAGAGUGUAUGGACAAUAACAAGUCAGCCUCUGAGAAGAGUGACGUCUGGUCCUAUGGGAUCGUUCUAUGGGAGAUCUUCACGCUGGGUGAAACACCUUACCCAAACAUACGAAGCCGAGAGCUUCCGAAGUACCUGAAGUCAGGAAAGAGGCUACCCAAACCUGAAUACAGUGAUGAUACACACUUCAGUCUUAUGCUCAAGACUUGGCACAAAGACCCAAAAGCACGUCCCACAUUCAUGGAUGGUCGCAAGGAGAUCGAACAUCUGUUUCGGCAGUCAUCAAAUGACCUGUAUUACUACGACAGUAGUCAGCAGUGAGACUGCCACGUCAUGGGAAGACCGACAAAUUAAUCAUUUGUUGGGUCGCAGUUGAGAACAGAAAAUGACUUUCCAACAUACACUGCAUUUAUCUAUGCUUUAAGUGUUAACUGUUAACCAGUAGAUAUGUGGGAAAUGUAUGGACGAUUUUUAUUUGCAUCAGAAAACAUGUAAGGAGAUGUGUGUAUUUUAAUACCAGCAAUGUGUUUACAUGUAAUGUAGUACGCUGCAUAAUUGGUAAUAUGCUCGGGGGGGGGGGGGGGGG